UACGGACGGGGUUGAUACAAGACAUCUUUCCAAUUAUGCAGUCAUUAUAAGCUGAUUUUAUUAUAUUUUUGCACUGUGAACGAAAUUUGGAUUACAAUCAACAGAAUACAUACAGUUAAGGCUGAAACAAACAAGGAAGAAGUUCUUGAUGUAAGUAUUGAGUUUCCGAAGUUGAAGUCGUUCAGUCGUACACGACAUAUUUGCUGCCUACCCGGGUCCUCGUCUAAAUGGAGGAAGGAAAUGAUGGCGUUGUCCAAGAAUUCACUUUAUGGAAAUCAGGAGGACAACGUGUUAUUUUAAAGAUUGACUCGGAACAAGGGAACGUAAAGUACAUAAGGAAAGGACAGGUUAAACACUCGUGUAUGAUAAAGGACCUAACUGUCACCAACAAGGAUGGGUUACAAAUAGCUGUCAACAUUGAACAUCAGCAGAAAAUUCUGUCUGCUGAAAAUUCUCAGAUUAAGGAAGAAAUACUAAAAAACAUCAAAGAGGCCAUAGAGCAACACACGCCUAAACCGAAUAUCCCCCUAAAUGAAGGAUCUCGUACUAUAAAAGAAGGAUAUUUAAUAAAGAAGGGAAAUGCUGUGAUUGAAAAAUGGGCCAGGCGAAAGAUUUGCGUCAAACAAGGUUUCUUGAUCUACUACCCCGAUCAUUCAGAGAAAAUAGUCAAACUUUCACCAGUAAUAGAAUGUCACGUGGAAGCCGUAGGGACAGACAAGUUCAACGUCAUAGUACCGGAAAGAACUUACAGUUUUCAGAUCCCAGACACUGUACAGGAUAAACAGGAAGAACGAGAUGACUGGGUCAGGUGCAUUAGGAUAGCUAUAAUGGAUAGAAAAUCACAAAGAGUGGGGAGUCAGAAGGUGCUACCGGAUGCUCUGAUUAGACAUAGCGCCAAUCGAAAAUCCUUCCCUAAAUCACCCAUAUUAAAACAAGGCAUUCUCGAUAAGCAGGGACACGCAACAGUUAAAGUCUGGAAAGAGCGUUUUGUAAAGGUGGAAUCUGGAAAGUUUUCAUACGCUCCCCCUGACAAAGUAGAGGAGAACAAAGUUUCAAUAAUAGCAACAAAAAAUUAUGGAUUGGAUGUGCAGGUUCCAGGCAGGACUUUUCAUUUUAGGAUGCAUGCUACAGUUGAAAACAAAGAGGAAGAACAUUGGAAUUGGAUGGAAGCUUUCAACAAAGCAUGCUGUUCUAGGACAUCUUCUGAGUUACUGGAAGACAUAAACAAAGAAAAUGGUCAUAAUGACACUUGCCCGACAGAACAGGGUCCCCAGAACACGAUGGGCAAUGCAGACGAUGAAAAUAGCUGUCGAUUGACUAUUCUGGUACCUCCAGGAGAUACAUUAAACGUGAUCAAAAAGCCAAGUAGGUCGGGUACAAAGAGACCUACCCGAGAGCACCUUAGACGGGAAAGUAAAGAGGAGCCUCCAUAAAAUAACUUUUUUGGGGGGAGGGGGGAUCUAGUGGGUGGCUGUUAGUAACUACUACUACUGAUUAUUAUUGUGUAAUCGCCAUAUAUGAUAUUAUAUCAUAUAUAGUAUUUAAACUAUAUUUGGAUUAUAGAUUAUUUCAGGGACAUCUUACAAGAAGUAUUUAUCAUUUUAGUUCUUGUCUAUAUAUCAAUUAAAAUAUCGUAAGUAUAUUCAAUAUUAAUACAAUCUGAACAAUUUUGUUUGUUUUACAGAAGUGAAAUAAUUGUGAUUAACAUGAGAAAGAAACAUUGUUUAUUUAAUGUGAUACUCUUGCAUUUGUUCGUUAUAUAUAUUGCAAUGUUAAUUGUACUAAAAUUUGUAUGCACCAGUUAAAAAAAAUUAAUAAAAAUUCAAAAUACCAAAUGUUUUCUAUUCUGCUUUUAAACGUUUGUCAAAACCAGUUUCAUGGUCUCUUCAUUCUUCCUAAUCGCUUAAUUUGAUCUGGAGAUCGACUGUCUUU
Messenger RNA from Magallana angulata, 1932 nucleotides. RefSeq lists its product as uncharacterized. NCBI's taxonomy places the organism in Eukaryota, Metazoa, Mollusca, Bivalvia, Ostreida, Ostreidae. Bases 228 to 1433 code for a protein of 401 amino acids. The transcript has 17 exons. The record is from RefSeq and is a predicted model, not a curated record.